Messenger RNA from Haemorhous mexicanus (house finch), 1270 nucleotides. It is a transcript of the gene TSTD3, whose product is annotated as thiosulfate sulfurtransferase like domain containing 3. Gene Ontology annotation, molecular function: thiosulfate-cyanide sulfurtransferase activity. Gene Ontology annotation, cellular component: mitochondrion. Lineage: Eukaryota; Metazoa; Chordata; Aves; Passeriformes; Fringillidae. The transcript has 4 exons. The record is from RefSeq and is a predicted model, not a curated record. Bases 16 to 918 code for a protein of 300 amino acids.
CGGUGCCUGGACCACAUGUCCUGUGGCUGUAAGGGGACAGUGACAGUGGUGAAAGUGGUGCAGGCCAGUGCUAAAAUCACUUUUUCUCCUCGACGUUACACCCAGAGGCUGGGAUUUUUUAAAUUUGAUUUGGCAUCAAAAUUCCUCAUCUCUGUUUCAUCUCCCAGCCUUUGGUACUUUCAGGCAUCUCCACAGUUUGGGCUGGCUGGUAGAAUUUACCCUGCCCAGGCAAUGCAGGGUAAAUGUUGGAUGUACCGAGGCCGGAGGCGGUGUCUGUGUGACCUGGCAGGUGCCGCGCGUGGCCACCUCGGCGUCGCUCCCCUGCGCGGGCCAGCGGCGACCGAGGCUGCGGGCCCCCGCCCCUGCGGAGAAGGCGGUGUCUCCUCCCUGCCGGCGGGGCUGGGCUGGGCUGGCCGGGCCCGGCUGGGCGGCCGCCAUCGCCGGGGAGCCGGGAUGGGGCUCGGGGGCUGGUGGCGGGCGGCGCGGGCCCUGCGGGCGGCGGGCGGCGGCUGGAGCCGGGCGGCAGCGCCCGGCCUCCCCUGCCGCAGCCUGUGCACCGCCGCGGCGCCGAAUCAGGAGCUCUCCUACCAGGAGCUCAAAGACUUGAAGAAGGCCAACGUCCUUCACAUUGAUGUGCGGGAGAGGUGGGAGAUCGACAGGUUUGGAAAAAUCCCGGAGUCCAUCAAUAUACCCCUGGGUGAAUUAAUGGAAGCUCUACAAAUGGACCCCACGGAGUUCAAGGAGCAGUAUAAUCAAACUAUGCCAUCCAAGUCAGACCCUGUGGUUUUCUCCUGUUUGGCAGGAACAAGAAGUAAACAAGCACUUGGUUUUGCCAUGUCCUUGGGUUUCAGUAGAGUUCAGCAGUAUGCUGGUGGCUUUGAUGACUGGGUAAAACAUGAACCUCCAGAAAAGAAAUGAAGAUGACAGCCCCACCCCUUACCCUAUCAAGGCUUCAGGAUGGUUUGGAGGUUUUAGCAAACCACAUGCAUUCCACUUCCAUAAUAAAGCUCACUACUGACUUCUUGUGUCAAUGGACAUUCACCUUCAAACAGCCAUGCAUAUCAACUGCUUAGUUUAAAUUAUACCUGAAGACUAUGACACAAACAGAGGACAUUAAAUUUGCUCAAUCUUUCAACCUUUAUUUUGGGUUAUGGUUUUGGUGAAUGCAUGUGACGAGACCCUAAGUGCAGAUUAUGUUUACUUUUUUGUAUGUAGUUUAUGACUGCUUAAACCAAUGAUGAUAGGACAAAUAAAAUUAUUAUUUCUCAAA